Molecule: messenger RNA, 501 nt
Organism: Mucor mucedo
Lineage: Eukaryota; Fungi; Mucoromycota; Mucoromycetes; Mucorales; Mucoraceae
Exons: 3
Coding region: 1-501 (166 amino acids)
Molecular function (GO): protein binding
Source: RefSeq, a predicted model, not a curated record
AUGAUCUAUCAACUCUGUAUUAUCAUUGGACAUCUGGUUGUAUUUAUGUCUGGCUCUAUGCAACACUAUCGAUUAGCUUACACCAAGACAUCGAUCCCUAAAGUGCCGGCUAGUGCCUACGUUGCGGGAUACAUUAUGCUUGUGACGGUCCAGUACUUGUGGCUAUUAGUCAUCGGUAGUGAUCGACAGACCUGGCUUGGCCAAUUGGCUCAUCAUCCUGUCUAUGAACCCACUCCCUAUUACUCUGAAAAAAUGGACCAGUCCUUACCCUCCAAUGCCAUUAUGCGACCCCUUCACCAUGCAAGUGCAGAAGAUCCCAACGAAUUGAAUUUUGAAAAGGGAGAGAUAUUAGAGAUUGUGGAUCGAAAAGGCAACUGGUGGCAAGCACGUAAACAAAAUGGUGCAAUUGGUAUCAUUCCUAGCAACUACGUGAGUAUUUUUAUAUGCGGUUUUUUAAAAAAAAAAAAAAAGAUAACGCUAAACAUUAUUGUUAUGAUAUAG